AUGUAUUGGGCAACCGAUGGUGGAGAUGGUGGCGGUUUACGCCUCAAUUACUUUUGCUCAACUCUUCAUCGGCAGUCUAAGGUGUCCACAGAAGGAUUCAGUCAACUAAGCCGAUCAAGGAAACUGGAAAGUUAUAAUGUCUGGGCCGAACUGACCACCGAAGUAAUAAAUGGCAUAGUCUGUGUCUAUGAACCCGAUUCCGGACUAAGUUUUCGCUGCACUAUUUACAAUGUUUCUACCGGGCAGGGGAUGAGAGUUCCUGACCCCACACUUCAUAGUUAUUUUGAUAGACUGAAGAGUUUUCAUCUUGGGUACGAUGCCACAAGCAAGAUGUACAAAUUGUUGAGGUUUGUGUAUACUAAUCAGUUGCAAGCUGAGAUUAUGACCUUGAGACCCUCCAAUAUGUUAUCUAUAUGGAGGAAGUUGGAUACUGAUACAUGUGGUAUUAGUGAUUUUGUGGCCGCAGAUGUUUCUUCCUUAAGAGACGGUCUACAAUCGGGUGAUGGAUUCCUAUGGUGGUUAACAAAGCGAGAAUACUUGAUCUCUUUUGAUCUCAGCAAUGAGAAGUUCAAAUGGGUUCAGCUUCCAGAGGAUGUUAGAGGUGCUUUUCGAUCUGAUGUCUUUUCGACUCAAUCCAUGGGACGUCCAGCUAUCUGGGUUAUUCCUGAUGCAGAUGAUUCUAGAUAUUUUGUACUCUUUGUGUUUGAAAAUUGCGAGUCUAACACAUGGUCUAAGCAUUUUGUACAAUUUCCUGAAGAACUUGGCCCAGUAAAUUAUUGGAUUUGCAAUGUGGGGAACCUACCUACUGGUGAAAUCUUGCUGAUGAAUACGAGGGAGAAGUAUCAAGACUACUCCAAACCUGUAUAUUCUUAUGAUCAUCACACAAGAAAGUUUGAUCGAUAUUCAGUUGGAAAGCUUCCAGACAACAAUCCUCCAAUGUUUUUGCGUGGACACUUGGCGGGGUUUGAGUUGAGCUGUUCUGCAUUUCCAGUUGCAGUCCUACCUCAACGCCCUGCCCAGAGGUUUCUCAGAGCUUCACUGUUCAAGUUCUAUAGUACAUGCUAUGUUAGCACCCAAAUCUCAAUCCCAGACCCACCCAGCUCAGCUCACUAUGACCAACUGAUAAAUGAGGCAGGACGUGCCGGAGACUUUGGAGCUGUGCGAAUCCUCCUCAUGAAGCGGUUCCGUGAUGGUGGCUUCAACACUAGCAAGACUUUCAAGUUCAUCUCCUCUGACCUUACUGCACUAGAUGAUCUUCUGCAUAGCCUUGCUGGUCUCAACAAUGGAUUCCUCAAAAAGAGUUCACAUGACUCCCUCAUUAUGCGACUGUCUAAGUUGCAUCGCAUACCUGAAGCGCUACAUGUGGCAGAGGUGAUGGUCCGGAAUAACUAUGGUCCAAAUGCGUGUACAUUUCAUCCCAUACUGAUUUGUCUUACAAAGAAAAAAGAAAUGGACAAAGCUUGGCGUAUAUUGGAAGUAAUGAAAGAGUACAAAAUUGCACCUGAUCUGACUGCUUAUAAUUAUCUGCUAACGGCUUAUUGUCAUAGUGGUAAUAUCACCUCAGCGGCUUAUGUCCUGACUAAAAUGGAGGAAGGGAAGUUAGGGGCAGAUACCCGAACAUACGAUGCACUCGUGUUGGGUGCUUGUAGAGCUGGGAAGAUCGACGGUGCCUUGAUGCUGUUGAGAAGGAUGGUGGAUGAAGGUACAUCACCACUGUAUUCAACGCAUACUCACGUGAUCAAUGCAAUGGUGAGGAAUGGCUAUUGUUCACAAGCAAUGGACUUCGUGAUGAGUUUUGCUGGCAAAGACAAGGAGUUGGACUCUGAAAAUUUCGGGGUUUUGGCCACCCGUUUGAUUAGGUUGGAAAAGUUAGAGGAGGCUAAAUUCAUUCUCAAGGAGAUGAAAAGAAGAGGUAUAAAUACUGGAAAUAAAUUGAAGGACUUCUACUAUUUUCAUGCACCAAAUGAUUAG
Oldenlandia corymbosa var. corymbosa is the source of this 1971-nucleotide messenger RNA. Lineage: Eukaryota; Viridiplantae; Streptophyta; Magnoliopsida; Gentianales; Rubiaceae. The record is from the annotation of a GenBank genome assembly.